This is a messenger RNA of Lotus japonicus, 2182 nucleotides long. RefSeq names its product rop guanine nucleotide exchange factor 3-like. The record is from RefSeq and is a predicted model, not a curated record. Gene Ontology annotation, molecular function: guanyl-nucleotide exchange factor activity. The coding region runs from base 430 to 1959 and encodes 509 amino acids. The transcript is spliced from 6 exons. NCBI's taxonomy places the organism in Eukaryota, Viridiplantae, Streptophyta, Magnoliopsida, Fabales, Fabaceae.
GGGACCGUUACUUUUUUCUUCUUUCCAACCGUUGGCUUUGAUGUUUUGAAAACAUUUUUUUACCCUCAGAAAGUUCUCAAUGAAUGCUUUAUUAGCAAACCUUUUCAGUGAAUUAUUUUGGGUCUCAAUAGCAGGAACAUUCUUGGGAAGCUUUUUCUUUCUUUGCUUAGAGAAGACAAGACAAGAACAUUCAAAGUUUCAGCUUCUUUUUUUUUUUCUUUUGAUUUAUCUUUAUCUUUUUCCUUUCUUUUCUCUUAAUAUAGUUUUAAUUUCAAUGUAAAACUUAGUGAUCCUGCUUUAUAUCAUAGUAUGGUCACAGUCACAGGUUAUCAUAGAGUAUAACUGAAUACUUACAUUUACAGCCCACCUCAACUUCCAUGAUUGAAUGUGCAGGUUUUGAAGAAAUUGACCAUAUAUCAUUUAGUUAAGAUGGAUAACUCAUCCAACUUUGAUGAAAACUCUGAUGUGGGUUAUCUGCCUUCACCUUCUUCUGUGGAUCAAAAUGAUCAUUCAAUCACUGAAACUGCUGGGUACUCUCCAUUCAGUGUUGAUUCCUUUGCAUAUUACCGGUCCAAUUCAGAGGUCUCAACCUUGUCUGAGCCUAUUGAUGAUAAUAGCUCUGCUAGUGAACCUUCACCUUCUCCAUGGAUUUCUGUGAAACAUGGAGCUAGUCAAGCUUCUCUUUCCAGAUUAGGAAUGAAGCAGAGAAAGCAUUCUUUAGAUGAUAAAUCUGAUGACCUUAAUCUCUUGGAGUCAGAGCUUGAAAUGAUGAAGGAAAGAUUUGCAAAGAUUCUACUUGGGGAAGACAUGUCUGGUGGUGGAAAAGGUGUCAGCACAGCAGUUACAAUAUCAAAUUCCAUAACCAAUCUCUAUGCAACUGUUUUUGGACAAAACUUGAAGUUGGAGCCUCUUAAGCCUGAGAAGAAGGCUAUGUGGAUAAGAGAAAUGAAUUGUCUUCUUUCAGUGUGUGAAUACAUAGUAGAGUUUGCCCCAACAGCACAAUACUUAGAAGAUGGUACAAUUGUGGAGGUGAAUUAUUGGUUAACCUUAACUAAGGUCAACAGAGAUUAUUGUGCAUCUCAUAAUGUGUCUAAUUUAUUAUCUGGUCAUGUUUUUCAGAUGAUGACAAGCAGACCAAGAUCAGAUAUUUAUGUCAACCUCCCAGCUCUUCAGAAGCUUGACACAAUGCUUAUAGAAAUUUUAGAUAGUUUCCAGGAUACUGAAUUUUGGUAUGCAGAACACGGGAGCAUAUCAGGGAACUCAACUCGUUCGCGUGCUGGCUCCUUUCGGAAGAUUGUUCAGAGGAAAGAUGAGAAAUGGUGGUUGCCAGUUCCUUGUGUUAACCCUGGUGGUCUUUCUGAAAAGUCAAGGAGGCAUUUAAGGAAGAAGAGAGACUGUGCUAAUCAAAUUCAUAAAGCAGCCAUGGCAAUAAAUAGCAGUGUUCUUGCAGAAAUGGAAAUCCCAGAAACAUACACAGCAAAUCUUCCCAAGAGUGGAAGAGCAAGUCUGGGGGACACGAUUUACCGCUAUAUGCAUUCUGCAGACAAGUUCUCACCUGAUUACCUUCUUGACUGUCUGAAAAUAAGCACUGAACACGAAGCACUUCAGCUUGCAGAUAAAGUUGAAUCUUCAAUGUACACAUGGAGACGUAAAGCUUGUCUGAGCCAUUCAAAAGCAUCAUGGAACAAGGUAAAGGACCUCAUGGCUGACACAGACGGAAGCGACAAAAACUGCAUCUUAGCUGAAAGAUCUGAGACUUUAUUGUUUUGCUUGAAACAAAGGUAUCCGGAACUCUCACAGACAUCCUUGGACACAUGCAAGAUUCAAUACAACCAUGAUGUAGGGAAAGCAAUACUAGAGAGCUACUCAAGAGUAUUAGAAGGCUUAGCAUUCAACAUUGUUGCUUGGACUGAUGAUGUUCUUUUUGUAGAUAAAUCAAUGAAGAACCAAGAUGUAUAGAAACAACAACAAAAGAAUAUAACAUUAGCACCCUAACACAGGUGCUCUUCAAUUUUCAAUAUUUUCUUGUAAGCUGUAAGUCAUAGCUUUAGGAGAACUUAGACAGGUAAUAGAUGAUUGCAAUGAAAUCUAUUCACUUGCAUCUGUAUGAAAAUUAGCUGUUAGCUGAACUGCUGAAGAGAGUUUCCACAUUCAAUUAAAGGAUUAAGAAGAAGUUAUAAAA